Molecule: messenger RNA, 882 nt
Organism: Mangifera indica (mango)
Lineage: Eukaryota; Viridiplantae; Streptophyta; Magnoliopsida; Sapindales; Anacardiaceae
Product: germin-like protein subfamily 1 member 17
Exons: 2
Coding region: 52-714 (220 amino acids)
Cellular component (GO): cell wall
Molecular function (GO): manganese ion binding
Source: RefSeq, a predicted model, not a curated record
CAGAAAGCAACAAUAAUUGAAGAAUAUAGAUAAAGAGAGAUUCUUAUCAAAAUGAAAGGUUUUCUUCAAGCUUUUGUUCUCUUAGCUUUGGCUUCCUCUCUUGCCUCUGCUUUUGACCCCAGUCCUCUUCAGGACUUCUGUGUAGCCAUCGACAACCCCUUGAACGGAGUGUUCGUGAAUGGGAAGUUCUGCAAGGACCCCAAGCUGGCCAAUGCGGAGGAUUUUUCCUUUUCAGUUAUAAAGCCUGGAGACACAAACAACCCAGUUGGAUCAAAGGUAACUCCAGUAUUAGUAGAUGAAAUUCCGGGGCUUAAUACUCUUGGCAUAUCAGCUGCCCGUAUUGACUUUGCACCUUAUGGUCAAAAUCCACCUCAUACUCAUCCUCGUGCCACUGAGAUUCUUGUUGUCCUAGAAGGUACUCUGCUGGUUGGUUUCGUCACUUCCAAUCCAGAUAAUACACUUAUCAGCAAAGUUCUUAAUAAGGGUGACGUGUUUGUGUUCCCCAUUGGUCUUAUUCACUUCCAAUUCAAUAUCGGAAAAACAAAUGCUCUUGCCAUUGCUGCUUUGAGCAGCCAGAAUCCUGGUGUCAUUACUAUUGCCAACGCCAUAUUUGGAUCAAAUCCUCCCAUUAAUCCAGAAUUUUUGGCCAAGGCUUUCAUGUUAGACGUAAACGUGGUGAAAGAUCUUCAGAAAAAGUUAUGGGUUGCCAAUUAAUGAGAAUUUUCCAAAUGCAUUUAAACAAUGGAAGAUAAUUUGAAUAAUUAAUAUAUAAAGCUGAAAAGUUUCAUGUAAUAAAUUCGGUUGCAUAUUUAAACGUAUGUACCUCCACCUCCAUGUUUGUUUCUGCUUAAUGAUAUAAUAUAUCAGUUUGUUUUCUCUGUU